UUGCUAAUCGUUUUUCUGGUUCCCAAACGUGAAAUAUGAAACUAUCAGCUUACCGCACCGUCAUCUAAAACGAAAGACUGACCAAAUUCAACAGCAUUAAUCAAUAACCGUACAGUUGGUGGGUUCUGUUAAACGCCAGAAAAUUUAUUUAUUAUUUUAUCAAUCGGUUGCACACUCAUUUUAGACGAUUAUUAAUUUUUUAAUCAAACACAUAAAAUAUUUUUCUAACAUACAUCAGACUUUAUAUUAGGUUUGAUUGACAUUUAUAAAAUGAAGUUCGUUUAUCUACUUCUGAUAUCAGCAUCUAUUUCGUUAACCAUAUGUCAAAAACCAAGGAUACUUCAAGGAUGCCGCAGAAAACCUGACAUUCUGAACAUCAAAAUUACGAAAAAUAAUGUUGUCGAUCUCACACAUGUGAUGGACGAGCGAACAUUUGUUUGGCCAACGGCAACAAGGGGGUACGAAAUGUUUACAGUUUUCAAAGGAUUCAUUACUGCAACCGUCCGAUUUUUCCUACAAAGUUAUUCAUUCUUUACUCCUGAGCAUUCGGGCACACACAUGGAUGCACCUUCCCAUUUUUACGAAGAUAAAAGCCACACAGACGAAGUUGGUUUUGAUUCAAUAAUUGGUCGUGGAGUUUUAAUUGAUUUGACGAAAAAUAACACGAGAUAUGAAAAGGAUGGCAGAGUAACAAUCGAUGAUAUAUUAGCAUGGGAAAUAAUUCAUGGGAGAAUGAGAAGCGGAAGUAUUGUUCUCUUAUAUACCGGCUACUCAAACUAUUACUACGACAGACCAGUUUACAUGGGGACAAACUUAACUGGAGCUGAAGGGGAAGCUAACCUACAUUUUCCUGGACUGCACGAGGAAACAACUGAAUGGCUUGUAAAUAACAGAUGCAUUGCGGCUAUAGGAAUUGACACGCCGAGUAUGGAUUAUGGUCAAUCAAAAAAUUACCCUUCUCAUCGAAUUUUGUGCAAGAGUGACAUCCCGAUCUUCGAAAAUGUCGCCAACCUGAAAAAGUUGGCUGAUGCUGGCAGGGGUUUCAAGGUUAUUGCCCUUCCGCUGAAAUUGAAAGGAGGGAGCGGAUCUCCUGUGCGAAUUAUAGCUGCUUUGAACUAAAUGGAUCUCUCCUUUUGUUGAAGGAUUUGAUUGAAUUUAUUUCAAGUACAACAAGUACGCUGAUGCCGUGCGGGUUGGAUCAAAACUGUAUUUUUUUCUUAUAAACUAUAUAUAUGUAUAUACUAACCUAAUUACAGUAAGCAAUAGCGUGAACGAUCAGUCAUGCGAUCGAAAUAAAUUAAAUUGUUUUUUACAAUUAAAUCUAUUCAAUUAAAUUGCAAUCCUUCGAAUUUAAUCGCUAUGAUAUGAACCAAUUUCACAAAUUUGGCAUAAUGUGACGUUGAUUUCAUCCUCUGCACUUUUCAUUUCUCCCUCAUUAAAAAUACGCAUGAAAACUGCUUUAAUCUUAAAUGGAGAACAGCAGUAAUAUGCCCAAUUUACACAUUCUAAAUUGUGUACAGUUUGAAUAGUUUACAUAAAAUUCCACCCUGGCCUGAAAACGCUGGUCUACGUAAGCCUAUAUGUUUUUUUUUUUACCAGAAAAGGAUGUCAAAGUCCAUAUUUGGAAAGAUCUUAACUCGUGGAAGUAAUGAUGGACAUUUAAUAUUAACGUUUCGAUGACUUACGCUAAUAAAUAUUCGAUACAGAUUUUAUCGUGAA
Messenger RNA from Styela clava, 1719 nucleotides. RefSeq names its product isatin hydrolase-like. Gene Ontology annotation, molecular function: arylformamidase activity. The record is from RefSeq and is a predicted model, not a curated record. NCBI's taxonomy places the organism in Eukaryota, Metazoa, Chordata, Ascidiacea, Stolidobranchia, Styelidae.